GUAUUGACGUUUGACGUUCGGCCAUUGUGCUGAGAACUGUGGUGAGUGGAGAGAACGCACGCGGUAAGAUUUAUAGCAGCGUUAAGUUUAUGGUGGAUUUUUUUAUUAUAUAUUUAGUAAUUUAUUGAAACUAGUGCACAAGAUGUCAAAUAAUACGGCUCCUGAUAGUUGGGAAUCUCAAGCCGAUACUUCAUCGACAAAUAAUUCGCCACAACAUACUGCAGAUGUGACAGCACACUUUUCCACGUUGAAUGUAAAUGCUGUCGAAUUUGUGCCUUCAUUUUCAUUUGGAAAAGCUCCAGAAGUAGUUGAUAAAUCAUCCCCGACAAAUUCCCAAGAAUCCAAUAGUUCACCGCAGCAUAAUCCUCUUUUAAAUGGUAAUGACCCUGAUGCAUCUGCAGAACGUGUGGAAGUAAAAGAACCUCCACCUAUUCCUCCUGCAGAUGGAGAUGCGUCGCCCGAAGGCGAAGGAGGCACUUGGGAAGAUGUGGCAGAUGAAGAUAGUACUUCUGCUUCUGCACCUCCGGCUACUACACCCGAAGGUGAUGAAGACGAAGAGCCAUCUUCAGAGGAAGCUCCUAUAAAAAUUAAGAAAAAGAAUACUGUUAAGGAGAAACCGGAAGAAGAUAAAAAGGAACAUGUGAAUGUAGUUUUUAUUGGACACGUCGAUGCUGGUAAAAGUACUAUUGGAGGUCAGAUUAUGGCUUUGACGGGAAUGGUAGAUAAAAGAACAUUAGAAAAAUACGAAAGAGAAGCAAGAGAGAAAAGCAGAGAAAGUUGGUACUUGAGCUGGGCUUUAGAUACCAAUCAAGAAGAACGAGACAAGGGUAAAACAGUAGAAGUAGGUCGUGCCUUUUUUGAAACAGACAAAAAACAUUUCACCAUUUUGGAUGCUCCAGGACACAAAAGUUUUGUACCAAACAUGAUUGGUGGUGCUGCUCAAGCCGAUCUGGCUGUACUUGUCAUUUCUGCUAGAAAAGGAGAAUUCGAAACAGGGUUUGAUCGAGGUGGUCAAACAAGAGAACAUGCCAUGUUAGCUAAAACUGCUGGAGUUAAGUACCUUGUAGUACUAGUCAAUAAAAUGGACGAUCCUACCGUAAAUUGGGAUGAAGCAAGAUACAACGAGUGCAAAGAUAAAAUACUCCCCUACCUAAAAAAAUUAGGUUUUAUAUUGAACAAAGAUUUAUUUUUCUUACCAUGUUCUGGUCAAACAGGCCAAGGUUUAAAGGAUCGAGUAGACGAAUCAAUUUGUAAUUGGUAUAGAGGCGAGGCAUUUAUACCAUUCAUAGAUAAAUUACCAUCUCUUAGUAGAAAAGCAGAUGGACCUUUUAUAAUGCCGAUUGUUGAUAAAUAUAAAGAUAUGGGUACCGUUUUAAUGGGUAAAGUUGAAUCUGGAGAAUGUAAGAAAGGCCAGACGAUGCUUAUAAUGCCAAAUAGGACACCUGUAACGGUAGAUAUGUUACUUUCUGAUGAUGAUGAAGUAAGUCGAGUAGUUCCUGGAGAGAAUGUUAAAGUCAAAGUUAAAGGCAUAGAAGAAGAAGACGUUAGUCCAGGAUUUGUUCUUUGCGAUUCCGUCAAUCCUAUUCAUACUGGACGAAUCUUCGAUGCUCAAUUGGUUAUUUUAGAACAUAGAUCCAUUAUUUGCGCUGGUUACAGUGCAGUUAUGCAUAUUCACUGUGCAGCCGAAGAGGUCACCGUUAAAGCCUUAAUAUGUUUGGUAGAUAAAAAAACUGGUGAAAAAAGUAAAACUCGUCCAAGGUUCGUAAAACAAGAUCAAGUAGCAAUAAUGAGAAUUGAAUGUGCAGGAGUUAUUUGCUUAGAACCGUUUAAGUUUAUGCCCCAGAUGGGAAGAUUUACACUGCGAGAUGAAAAUAGGACAAUUGCCAUUGGAAAGGUCCUGAAACUUGUGGAAUAAGGCGACUCGUAUUGCGGAAAACAGACUGUCGUAGACCUAAAAAAUUGAUAUUUCAUCUAUUGAAACACGAACUGAAAACGAUUAAUGGACAUUUUUUAUCUGUAUACAUAAAAAACAACAUUUUCAGUGAACGCCACACAUCAAGUUCUGUCGAGCAAAAAAGUGUUGUCGAGGAUCUAUUUUUCUUUUGUUUUUUAAUUUUUUCAUUGCAUUUUUUAAACUGUUCUGUUGAGGUGCUGCUUGAUUUUGACAAGUUGUAACUAAUCAUUAAUAUAUCCUGGUAUUUUGGUUCUUAUUAUAAUUUUUAUUGUGUAUAUAAUAUAAUUACGUAUUUUUUUUGGUUUUUUUCAUUUUAAUUGUUGGGAGUAAAUUGUAACAUUUCCGUUUAAAAACAUAAAAGUUAAAAACACAGAAAACAUUUCUGUUUAUAAAUUUUUCUUGUUGGGCAGCAUCACUUAUAUAUAAUCAAGGAAUUUUUAAUUAUAAGCCAUCUAAUUUGAAAAAUUAUGAGUGGUUUAAUUUUUUAAUGAAGCUCAAUGUACUCGUAUAUUUUUUAUAAUACAGUUUUUCCAACGUCGAAUAAUUAUAGUUCCUGGUUUAAACUUAUCACUAUCUGUUUAUGAAAUUUUUCGAGGCCUCAUGGCUGAAUCUCUUCACAUUAAUGAAAGUACCUCAUUAUCGGGCAAUUUUCAGUUCGGUUCCGCAAAAAUUACAGGAAAACUUCUAGAUUGACGUGCAUCAUGUACAAGCUACAUUGGAGAAGAACGUCCCGAAACGAAGACACAUUUCAGUUCGUUUGCUUUAAUUUGACAGUAAAACUUCUGAAGAUGACGUCUAGGUUAUGGCACAUUAGGUACACUGUUACUGAUGCUGGGUGUGAAAUCAGCGACACAAACCCAGGUAGUAUAUUUCUGAUGAAUACAGAUUAGUAAUGAACUUUGGAGGUCAUAUUCGGGAUCAGCAAGACACUGGGAACUUAUUUGAGUUCACUACAGAUGUUUAACCGAUUUAUGAAUUUUUUCCAAAGUAUCUUGAGAAGAUGCGUUUUAUAUUGCAUAAAUGCAAUUUGGUCAGAAAUUUGGAAUUAUGGGAGAUUUAGACUAUUGUGCUUUAUUUCCUCGCUUAAAUGUAAAUAGGAAUAUUGCUACAGUUGAAAGUGUGGUGAUAUCCUUCAAUCCUAAAAAAAAAGAUCUGCAUUGUUGUAUAUUUAGUAACAAUUAAUUAGUGAAAUUUUACAUAUCGGCUGUAUAUAACUAAUUUGUUUGUUUGCAGUUUAUGACAAAUUGACAAGAAAAAUUUAUAGAGAGUAUCCAGUAAGAUGCAAAAUUAUCUUUGAUAUAGCAGUUAUAUAACCACACUGCAGCUCAAGUUGAAAAACCUUUUUUUGAAUUGCUCAUAAGUUGUGUUUUGUGAGGAUAAUAAUGAAAUGCCCAUUUGAAAAUUUUAAGCAUAAAUAAUUCAAGAAGCUUAGGUAUAUAGAAAAUUUUUCAAGUUUGUCAGUUGAAGCAAUUAUUUUGUUAUAUUGACGGAACCCCGGAUCCUUGAAGGUAAUGCCGCGCUGCAGGAUGCUAGAUGGUUGCAUGGAGGUUAGAUGGUAAAUGCAUCUUGGACGCGGGAAAUGAAGCCAGUAUCCAACUUCUUUCAAAAGUUGCGAGAAAAAUUCUUCAUCUUCGGGAAUUUUGCUGAGACAAAAAACCGUCGGUACAUACUGACAAUUUAAAGCGGUAAAGGGACGGAGAAUUCUUGAGAGUAUACAUCGUUAACGGAUCUGCCGGGUCUCAAAUGGCUCUUCUUUUUAUAACUGAACUAGUAAUGCUUUCUUCCAUUUGCGCUAGGUUACCAAGAUGGAAUAUAAAACACGACUGAUAUGGGUAGAUAGGCGCCAGGCGGCUCCCUGGGGUGGUUUCAGGGAGUUACAAUGUUAGUGGGGGGCCACUGCUGCUACCGUCGUUCUGUUAAUUACGUUUAUAAAUAGCUGAAUUGUAGUCAGGCAGGUAUCCAUCCUACCAAUCUUCCUACAGUGCAGCCUCUGGUGGCAGUUAUCAUCUUCAGAGACUGAUCGAUAUCAGUAACGAUAAAUUGGUUAUUGAAACAUUAUGGAUACAAAAGAGAUUCUUUGAUUCCCAACGAUUUAGAAUAGCUAACUCCUCUCCACGCUUGGUUCAUUAUAUAAUUUCUGAUUUUUGUUAUUUACGAGUUCGUUAAUGUUUCACUCCAGUAUGACACAUUGGUCAGAAAAUUGUUUUGUAAAUUUUUAUUUUCCUUAUGCUCUAUUCUACCGGAAAGUGCGAAGAAGACGAGGCGGUUUAGAAUGGUUUUUUUCACGAUUCUGGAGGAUUUUUGGCUUCGACAUAUCAGGUUCAAAUGACAUACACCAAAUCGAGAUAUGUGGGUGAUUUGCACUUAUGCAAAAAUACGAGUGAUUUUUUUCAUUUUUGGAAUCUUUCAUGCAAAUUUGGAUGAAUUUGAUAUCGAAACAUUUGCAACUGUCCAGUCCCAGUAGAUAUUUUAAACUGGUAUACACUUUCUUCUAGUUUUUGACUUAUAUUUGGUUUUUGUUACUUCUAGUGUAAAUACAAGGUACUCCAAAGCAGAUGAUAUUUUUCAAUGCCCCAACUGAUUAUUGUGUACAGUAACGUUUUUGAGAUUUCUUUCAGUUUAGUUUUUGUAAACUGCAUUGUCUGAAGUACGUUUAGUAUAAUUGGCAUAUUUAAAACUAUAUAACUUAUUGCAAUUUAAAAAUAAAGUUUUCUAAUUUUGACUGAAAUUUAUAUGGAUAUGGAUUUUAUGGUUUCUAUUUUAAAAAUUCUAUUAUUGUUCAAUUUUUUACGAAAGGUGCUUGAAGAUGUAAAUUUUUAGAUGAGAUUGAAUAGUAUUGUAAUUUUUUAUAGGACUUUCUAUUGGAAAUCUAAAAGAUAUUAUGAAAAAAUCAUUUUUCAUGUAAUCAGUAAACUACAAUUUUUCAUUGUAAAUACUAUUAUUUAUGAUUUUCCAUCAGUACUUUUUUUGAGAAAAUGAAAUUUUUCAAAUUUAUUCCUUCUCACCUAAAAGUUUUUAACGUAUUUGUAUUGUGUGGAUAUUGCAUAAAACUUUUAAAAUGCCUUUUAAGCCAAUAUUUAAAAAAGGAAUUAAUACAAGUUGCUUUUUUGACAAUUUCUGUGUAAAUAUUGAAGAGUUUAUUAAGUUACAAUGUUGUAACGAAAACCUAAAAAAGAAAUUAUAUAGUUAGCCUUCUUUUUUGUUCAAGUUUCCUUUUUAGUCUUUUUAUUACUAUAAUUAAGCAAGGAAAUGUUGCUAUCAAUUUUAUAUAUUCAAUAAAAUGUCAAAUUGUAAA
Molecule: messenger RNA, 5249 nt
Organism: Diorhabda carinulata
Lineage: Eukaryota; Metazoa; Arthropoda; Insecta; Coleoptera; Chrysomelidae
Gene: eRF3
Product: eukaryotic peptide chain release factor GTP-binding subunit ERF3A
Exons: 6
Coding region: 143-1915 (590 amino acids)
Biological process (GO): nuclear-transcribed mRNA catabolic process, deadenylation-dependent decay; translational termination; translation
Cellular component (GO): translation release factor complex
Molecular function (GO): GTP binding; translation release factor activity; GTPase activity
Source: RefSeq, a predicted model, not a curated record